AUGAGGUGGCUAAUCGUGUUGCUUCUGGUGUCCGUGGCACUAGCUGCCAGUGAGAAGAAACCCGAAAAACGUCCCGCCAAAAAGGCUCACUCCCAAAAACCGACCAAGGCACCGAAAUCGAUCCUGGACGAAUUUACUGCCCUGCCACCGUCGGAUGUGGACUUUAUCAAGGAGCUGGACCGUCAGUUCGCCGAACACGGCAACAAGAUUCGCAUCAAGGUGGAGCGCAGCAAUAGCACGGACGGAAAGAACACAAAGCGAACGAUUGAUGGUGAUCUAGGAUAUGGACACUAUAGCAAUCAGGACGAGGCUGGGUAUCAUUUUUCCAAGCCGAAAUAUAUGAUCUACCCGUACUCCCAGCACGACAUACCGCCAGCAAGGGCAACGCACAGUACCGCGGAAACGGUCACUGACAUCGAGAUAACACCAUCACACAGCUACGAACUGAAACCGAUCGAGGAGGUCUAUCAGGUGUACCCAACGCAGCAAUACUCGCACGAACAGCAGCAGCAGCAGCAGCAGCAACAGUACUAUCAUCAGCAGACCCAGUCGCAGCAUCAACCCAAACAGCUCUACCAACAGGAGGAGACCCCUGUGAUUGUCUUGAAGAUUCCCGGUCCUUCUAAGUACGCCGCCCAUCUGCAGGCUCUGCUGCAACAGUAUCUAGAGAUUCGCGCUGCUCAGCUGUACAAAGAAUUGGAAGAACACGAGUACCAACAGCAGCAACAGCAAUACCAACAGCAGCAACAACAUGCACAUCAUUAUGCACAGGAGCAAGAAGAACACCAACAUCAUCAUCAUCAUUAUCAACAACAACAACAGGAGCAUGAGCAGCAACAGCAUCAAGAACAGCCGCAGCAUGAGCAUCACACCAAAACGAAGUACAGUCAACCAGAUCCGGUUUAUCCGACGGAGAUUGCCUACGUGCCAAUGAUCCGGACCAGUCACAAUACCUACGUUCCUCUACCAGAGCAAUAUUACGGUGCUCCGAAGGCUACUGCACGCCCCACGAAGCAUCCAAACUAUCGUAAGACAACGGUUACUCCUACUCACAUCUCGUUCCACAGUACCGUGCAGCCAGAACCAGCGUAUCACUAUCAGACAUACCAUGCCGAAACGGAACAGCAACAUCAUGGCCAUAGCCACGCAUCACAAGGUCACACACAGAUUCAGUACCAGUUUGUCCCUGUCCAGCAACCAAGCGCACACGAGGAAGAGCAUGAAGCGCCUCAAUACGUUUACGAGAAACCUGCGAUUAACUUUGUGACCCCAGUGCCAGAUGAAACGCAGCAUUCUGAUCCCGAUCCUUACCAUCACCACCAUCACCAUCAGCAGCAGCAACAGCAGCAACCGCCCAAGAAAUACCCCAACUUUGCCGAAUACCAUCAUCACCAUCGACCACAGCAGGAAGAGGACUAUCUCCCUGAGCCAAAGUUGGUGGAGAACUAUCCGAGCCACAAGCACACACGCGUCGUGUACAAAAGUCCUUCGUUGAAGGCUGAAUUGCAGCAGGAGGUCACUCCACAGCAUCACGGUCACGAUCACAGCUAUCACCAUGCGCAGGUGGAACAGCAGGAAGCGGCUCAGUUUGUCCAUCAGCAUCAUCCACAACAGCAGCAUCAGCAACAGUACAUCCUGCAGGAGGUGUAUCCCUCGCAGGCAUCCUACUUCGAGGACAAGUCAUUCGUAGAGUCCGCAGAUCCGCAGGCGACAACGGACGCAACGGAGACCGCCGUUUCGCCACACUACAACACCGAACCCGUUGUUACGAUUACGCAGCGUCCGAAGCAGCGCUACAAUUAUCAUGCACACUCAUCAGGACAUCAUGGAGGUUCCCGUGGAUCUCGGAUGGCGGCGGCCACCGGUAGCACUGCCCGUCCACGAAUGAGUAGUUCAAAGGCUUCUAGUAAACGAGAUGCCAUCGCCAGUCCCACAGCCGGUCCCUACACGGAGGAGGAGUUCCGUAAGGUCAACAAGAUGGUGCAGCGCAUGAAGAAGAAAAGCCGCACGACGAUCGAUCCAGCUACGGUGACCGUGUCGAGUGUUGCCAGUGGCUCCACCAGCCCAAGUCCUAGCGCAUAG
Messenger RNA from Anopheles aquasalis, 2082 nucleotides. RefSeq names its product myb-like protein Q. The record is from RefSeq and is a predicted model, not a curated record. NCBI's taxonomy places the organism in Eukaryota, Metazoa, Arthropoda, Insecta, Diptera, Culicidae.